GGGGCGGCAGUCGGCGGCGCCCCUUCUUCAGGUGUUGCGGCGGUUCCACGUCGCCUGGCGGUCCGCAGCUUCCGUGAGCCCGGGCUGCCCCCAGAGUACGGAGCGCCGGCCCUUCGGCUUCCACGCGGCCAUGGCGGGUCCGGGCCCGGGCCAGGGGGACCCGGACGAACAGUACGAUUUCCUGUUCAAGCUGGUGCUGGUGGGCGACGCGAGCGUGGGCAAGACGUGCGUGGUGCAGCGCUUCAAGACGGGCGCCUUCUCCGAGCGUCAGGGCAGCACCAUCGGCGUCGACUUCACCAUGAAGACGCUGGAGGUCCAGGGCAAGCGUGUCAAGCUGCAGAUCUGGGACACAGCUGGCCAGGAGCGAUUCCGCACCAUCACCCAGAGCUACUACCGCAGCGCCAACGGGGCCAUCCUCGCUUACGACAUCACCAAGAGGAGCUCCUUUCUGUCAGUGCCUCAUUGGAUCGAGGACGUGAGGAAGUAUGCGGGCUCCAACAUUGUGCAGCUGCUGAUUGGGAAUAAGUCGGACCUCGGCGAGCUCCGGGAGGUCCCGCUGGCCGAGGCGCGGAGCCUGGCAGAGCGCUACGACAUCCUGUGUGCCAUCGAGACGUCAGCCAAGGACUCGAGCAACGUGGAGGAAGCCUUCGUGCGGGUGGCCACGGAGUUGGUCGUGCGGCAUGGUGGUCCCCUGCUCAGUGAGAAGGGCACCGACCACAUCCAGCUGGACAGCAAGGACGUCGGAGAGAGCUGGGGCUGCGGCUGCUGACCAGGGUGCAGGGCAGGCAGGCAGGGGCCUCCCCCCUCCUCCCUCCCUCCCUCUCUUUCUCUCUUUCUCUCUUUCUCUCUGGCCUGCCAGGCCCACCCCUCCGGAGCUGGCCCUCCAUAGCGCCAGCAGCUGGAUAAAGCCCUGGAAUUCUCCAUGCUGUGGCCUGGGCGCUUGAUGGGAAAGCUACCCUCAAGAAAGGAAGACACGGGAUGCCUUCUGAGGGAGACCCGUUGGCCUGUGGGGUGUGAGGCCCCUCCUGCCAGCCAGUGGCUGCCCUCUCUGUGUUCCUCACAGUCCAGGACUGGCCGGUGCCUGCCGGUGUGGAUCCCAGCAGGACAGGGGCCCCACACGUCCUGUUUCUGACCAUUUCACACCUUGAGUCUUGCUGUAGCUGCGCCAGCAGAUUGCCACCUCCCAGGGAUGUGGCUGGCGCCUUGGGUUCUUCCGGGUCACCCCAGGGCCUUUGUACAUUGCCUCAGAGCAAAAGCAAGCUGCCCAGCAGACCCGGUUGCUGAGCACCGUCCCAGGAAAGCCCCAGCUCCUUCAGGCCAGGAGCUGCCUUCCUUCCUUCACUGCAAGCCCGAAGCUCAUGGGUAGCUGGGGGCUUGGCCUUCCACCUUCGAAAGACCUCUCGUGUUCUGGUUUUCCAUGUUGCUUCUUGUUUUCAUCAGCACGAGGAUGGGGUCGUGGCCCACAGCUGAGUGGGGACCGUUUGCUGGCCUGGGGCCCAAAGGUUGGCCACUCAGGUUGCGACACCAGCUGAUUCCUUCAGCACCGACUCUUUGAACUUGGGGGUUGGGGGAAUGAGGUGGAAAGGUGGACGUUUGGGGGAACAGUAAACGCUGGCCUCCCUGAGGCUAUAGUCCGAGAGGGACCCUUAGGGCUCCUGGUCUUAACUGUGCCACCGCUCCCUCCUUAAGUCUAGCUUCUGGUUUCUCCAACCAAAGGGCAAGGCCCCACAGCCCUGGGUCCAGCUGUUUUAGCCUCCUGGGCCCAUGUGUGCAGGGUGCUUAGAAGGUGAGUGGGGGCUGGGGUCACUGGGGCUCUCGGAUGCACAUGCGGGGGGUAGCUCAGGGUCACAGGGAUUGAGCUUGGGGAGGUGGGUGGUCUUCCCAUACCCCUGGGACUCUCUGUAUCAGCCCAGUCUAGCCCCUUGGGCCCCAAGAAAUAAACUGCUGUCAGAGCCAUGGGCAAGGUUAUACCAAGGAGAUGCAGCUCAGCGCCUUGCAGAGCCCAGACAGUGGGAGCACCGCCUGACUUCCCUUGCCUUCCUCUCUCUGCACUUUGGUCUGUGCCCCUCGCCCUUCCUGGUCCCCCUUCUCCUAGGCAGGCCUGACCACAGAGUGAGAAGCCCAGCGUUCCAUGGCCUUGGGCAUGGGAGGUCUGUGGCCAAGACUGAGACCAGCAGGGCUAGUGAGUCCCUUUCAGGCGGGAUGUCUGGGCCUGGUUCUGGAGGAGACGGAUGUUGGCCUGGUCGGGCCAGCAGCUACUGAUCAGGGACGCGUGCUGAGGGCAGUUACUGCCCACUGGUGGGUGGAAGAGCUAAGAGCAGGAAAGCCACUCAGCUUCCUCCCUCAGUGGCCUUGCCAGUGGGAUGAGGUAAGUGGCGCCCAGGGCCCAGCUGCCGCAGGAGAGCUGGUGUCUGCCGGGCCCCUCCCUUGCAGUGCCAGGGCUCCACUUCCCAAGUAGCAAGUACCUGUCCUGGAGAUACCUUCAGGCCGAGGGCAGAGGUCCUGCAGCCCCAGGACUAAGGGCUGAUGUUGGGGCAGAUAUAGGCAGUGGACCAGGGCCCAGUCUCAUGAAGCCUGACCUUACGAGGCCUGCUGCUUUGGGGGGCCAGAGGCAAGGCCUGGGCCUGGGCCCCAUGAUCAACUUACACCCACAGUUCCUGCUGAGCCCAGGGGCAACCCCUACCCAGUGUUACCCGCUUCUCCCGUCUGCCUCAGGGCUGGGAUGGCUUCGGGAAAGUGGGAAGACCUUUCCUCCCUUCUCUGUGAGCCAUCGCCCUCCUCCUCUCGACCCCAGGGUUGGAGACCUGAAGGUUUGCAAGGGCCUGGCCACGAGGGGUCAGGGAGCAGCGGGCCCAGCCUAGACCUGGGAGGCUGGCAGUCUUGGCUCACCCAACAACGGUUCCCGGCCUCCCUCCUGUCUCCCUUCACCUUCCAUAGUCCCAAGGUGUUUGAAACACUGGGCUGAUUGGUCUCCGGCCAUCUCCAUCCUGCAGGCCCCACAGCCAAUAGGCGCUAGCCUAGACAUCCCGGGCUUGCCUUCGGUCCCUCCCUCCCUCUCCUCACCCCUAUACUUCCCUCACCUCCCUACUGCCCCCACCCCUCUACUCUGGACAGGCCCCGGCUCCCCUGCACAUCUCAUGGACCUCUGUGGUCCCUGGGCUUCUGGCUUGUGCAUCCUAAGCUGGCCUCGUGCUGCAGUCAGAGUGGCAUUUGUAGAAGGUCACAAUGGAUCCUGCUGCCCCUCCCCCUUCCAGGGUGCCUGGGGCCUUUUGGGUAUAGUCUAUACCCAUCCACAUGUCCAAGGCCUCCACCACUGUGCCCUGGCUUCCCCCUCAUCCCCCAGGAGUGCCCUCCGUGCAGGCUGCCCCCUUCCUGCCUUCCUCGCACUUACCCAGCCUUUUUGUUCAUGUCAUUGAGAGCCCCAUGAAUGACCCACCUGGGCACACCUCUGGGAGCAGGCCCCACCCCAAGCUAGUCCUCUGCUCGAGGUACCCCUCUGGCAAGAAUGAGUUCCUCCCUCACCCCCCUUUCCUGGGCAGAAGCCAUUUCCUGCAGGCUCAAACAGAAACUUCCCUGGCUUCCAUCAUGGACACACAGGCUAGUGCUCAGGACCCCACGCUGGUGUGGUGUGGUGUCGCCUGCAUGCCCUAUGGGCUUCUUGUAGUGACACAGCAGGCCAGGGCCUCAGUCUUCUGUCACACGGGGACCCAGAUGUGGGUGAGUGCAAAUGGGGAAGUUGUGUGAGAAAACACAACCUACCUCUUUUGCUCCUGCAGCAGCCCAGGGCUUUCUAGGGCUGGAGAACUGUCCCCUCUCUUCCUCUGUUUCUGAAUUACCCAGGAGCAUGGGGUCAGAGGCCAGGGUGCAGGAGAAGAGGCAGGGAUCAGAGGGUCAGGAAGUGUCCUAGCAGCCACGUGGCCCCUGGUGACAGGGCAGUCUGUGGCCUCAGUGGGGCUAGUGCAACAUGGCCUGUAGAAUAAGAAGGCUGGUGUUUUACACUUGCGGGAGGAGGAGCUGGGUGGCCUAGGGACACCGAUUAGUAGUCCCAAGCCAGAGGGUCUCCGGUCUUCCAGAAAAGGGUGAGUUCAAGGACACAGACCCCAGCAGGCAGGCAUGGAGCUAGAGGAAGCUUCUGGUUCAUAUUGAAUUCAGUUACUCUUCCCCAGGGGGGCUGCCAUUGGCUGGGGGGCCUCAGGGACCCGCUGAGCCCUGCUGGGCUGCAGGGAGGGCCUCCGCUAAGGCAAUGCCAUUUUGCAUUCGGGAAUUUUUCAUGUUACCUAUUUAUGAUACAUAAAUCUUUAUAGCAGAUCUAUUUUUUAAAACAUGGAAAAGUUGCCUUCAUGGAAACUUAGCAGAGCCAGAGUGUACACAUUCCUAAACCAUUAAACAGAUUUCUGCAAAGAG
Suricata suricatta (meerkat) is the source of this 4404-nucleotide messenger RNA. RefSeq names its product RAB43, member RAS oncogene family (gene RAB43). Gene Ontology annotation, biological process: regulation of exocytosis; protein secretion. The transcript is spliced from 3 exons. Gene Ontology annotation, molecular function: GTP binding; GTPase activity. The record is from RefSeq and is a predicted model, not a curated record. NCBI's taxonomy places the organism in Eukaryota, Metazoa, Chordata, Mammalia, Carnivora, Herpestidae. Bases 131 to 769 code for a protein of 212 amino acids.